Molecule: messenger RNA, 192 nt
Organism: Coniophora puteana RWD-64-598 SS2
Lineage: Eukaryota; Fungi; Basidiomycota; Agaricomycetes; Boletales; Coniophoraceae
Exons: 1
Source: RefSeq, a predicted model, not a curated record
CUGAACCUCGCCUGGCAAAACGUCGCUGUUCACCGAGGCGAUAUUCGCGAUCCUGGCAGCUUGGCAUGGUGCAUCAACAUCUUGAGACUUUCUCGGCUUGGAAGUGACAAACCGGACUACAAGCUCAUGACUUCGCUGUUUACUCAGGUUCUCCAGGCUAAUUUACUCGUUUACUGGGAGAGAGAAACUGGG